AUGACCAAGUUUGACAUCGAGGUCGUCAGUGACACUGUCUGCCCAUGGUGUUAUGUGGGCAAGCAGAAGCUCCAGCAAGCUAUCAAUGCCUACAAGCAGCUUCAUCCCGACUCCAACGAUACCUUCUCGACGACAUGGAUGCCGUUCUACCUGAACCCGGGUGCGCCAAAGCAUGGUGUCGACAAAACAGCCUAUUAUAAGAGCAAGUUUGGCGAGGACCGCAUGGCGAUGGUAUUCGAGCGUCUAGCGCAGACAGGGAAAGAUGUCGGCAUCAACUUCAAAUUCGGUGGCAAGACAGGGAACACACGAGACAGCCAUCGCCUGAUACAACUUGGGAAGUCGAAGUCACCAGCUAUGCAAACAAGAGUAGUAGAGGAGUUAUUCUCCGCGUAUUUUGAGAAUGAGGGGGAUAUUACGAGCCAUGCCGUGUUGACAAGCGCGGGGGUGAAGGCGGGGUUGGAUGAGAAGGAGGUCAAGGAAUGGUUGAUGAGUGAUAAAGGAGGUAGCGCAGUUGAUGAGGAGGUUGAGCAAGCUCAGCAGAACCAGAUCAGUGGGGUCCCUAAUUUUACAAUCCAGGGCAAAUAUGAGGUCGGAGGAGCGCAAGACCCGGGGGUGUUUCUGAGACUUUUUGAGAAGAUUAAGGCUGAGCAGGGAUUGAAGGCUUGA
Molecule: messenger RNA, 666 nt
Organism: Hyaloscypha bicolor E
Lineage: Eukaryota; Fungi; Ascomycota; Leotiomycetes; Helotiales; Hyaloscyphaceae
Product: thioredoxin-like protein
Exons: 2
Coding region: 1-666 (221 amino acids)
Molecular function (GO): oxidoreductase activity
Source: RefSeq, a predicted model, not a curated record